CCGUAGCUCGUCCCGCACAUAUCCGGUUUGUUCCGGCAUCAGUCGCACACGUGGUGUUUUGAGCAGCUCUGCCGAUUAUAAAUCUGGUCUCUGCUCGGAUAUUCUCGCAAUAAACCGACAGACUUUGUAACUCGCUGUGCGACUGUCGAGAACUCAUCAUGUUCCUGCAGUUUUAUCUGAACGAGAAAGGCGACAGGGUUUACACUCUGAAGAAACAGGACCCGAGUGGCCAGCCCACCAGCUCCGCGCACCCGGCCCGCUUCUCACCGGACGACAAGUUCUCCCGACACCGCGUGACAAUCAAGAAGCGCUUCGGGCUUCUGCUGACGCAACAACCGCGACCCGUGCUGUGAUCGGAACCAUGAACUUUUACACUAUAUAUAAUUUUUUAUUGAUCAAUGUUAUGUUUGUUUUCUAAAGGCAUACUUUUUUGCUGUGUGUACUCAACGAAUCCUCGUGUGAAAUCAAAUAAAAUGCGAAAUUUGUGUAA
Messenger RNA from Pimephales promelas (fathead minnow), 490 nucleotides. It is a transcript of the gene nop10, whose product is annotated as NOP10 ribonucleoprotein homolog (yeast). Gene Ontology annotation, cellular component: box H/ACA snoRNP complex. NCBI's taxonomy places the organism in Eukaryota, Metazoa, Chordata, Actinopteri, Cypriniformes, Leuciscidae. Gene Ontology annotation, molecular function: snoRNA binding; telomerase RNA binding. Gene Ontology annotation, biological process: rRNA pseudouridine synthesis; snRNA pseudouridine synthesis; ribosome biogenesis. The record is from RefSeq and is a predicted model, not a curated record.